AUGGAGAGGAGGAGUUGCAAUAAUGCACAUUUCAUUAAUGCUAUAAAGGGUAGUUCAGUAAUGAAAAUCUUGAACAUAAAUUCUCGCAGCAAGCCAGAUCUUGUGUUCAAGAAACUAGAAGAUAUAUAUGAAAAUGGAGGCUUGACUCCUUGCGCACACAGUUCUCCCCAGUCUUCUUUUUGCCAUGUGACGGUCAAGACCGAGAGCCAAUAUCUACCCCUGGCAGUGAGGAAUUUGUGUGAUGUCGAGCAAGGCAACACUGAAGCUCAUCCUUGUGGCACUGACGGUGAAACAAGUAGCGACUCAGAUGACUAUAUUUUCGGGAAGAUGACGCUGAAAGAACUGAAGAAAAACUGCAAGACAAAGAAAAGAAAGUGCGUUGAUACUAAAUCUUUCAAUUCUUUACACAUUCAGAUAAAAUGGGAGCCUGAAGAAGAGGACUCUGAUCUCAGUGCUCCUCUUUUUACAUUGAGAUCGAAGGUUUCUAAGACUAAAAAGAAGGGAAAGACUGGUAGUACUUCUCCCAGACCUGAUGUCAAGUGCAAAUCUCAAGAUAUUGAGUCUGAAAGACCACUGCAAUCUCAGGCUGAUUUACUCUCAUCAGUUCGCGUCAAGACUGAAGUUGAAGAACCUGAGAUUAAAGAAUACCAGAACAUGAUUUGUUCUGCUGACAAUCCCUUCUCUGUGAUUCAGAAAGAUGAAUCAGGAGUUGCCGAAGUGAUUCCUAAAAGAAGCCAUCUCCAAGUUGAGUGCCAAAGUUUGGAACCAAAUUUAUGUGGCACGGACAACCAAAUACGUGCUCUUAAUGUUAUUUCUUUGGAUGAUCAAGUCAUGGUCGAGCCUCUCCCUGAAGUUGAAGAAUGCCAAAAUGUGAUAUAUUUUGCUGAAAGUUCAUUCUCUGUAAUUCAGAAAGAUGAAUCAGGUAUUGCUGAAGUGACGCCUAAAAGAAACCAUCUCCAAGUUGAGUGCCAAAGUUCGGAAUCAUAUCAGUUUGGCACAAACCUCCAAAGAUGUGCUGUUGAUGAAGUUUCUUUUGAUUGUCUGGAGAACGUGGAGUCUCUCACUGUGUCUUCACCCAGUGGCGAAGAUGAUGUGAAAGAUCAAGAGAAAUGGUGCCAACAGUUUCUACAUUCGCCUACUCUAGAAUGUGAAGAAGAGAACAUGCGGUCCAUUUCACCUGCCAAAGAUCAAAUCGCAGGCAGGAAUGACUUCUCCCGAAGUAGAGAUCCUUACAAGUUUUUGGGGCAUCAUACUACUGAUCCUGCUGUUGAAACAACCCAUAUAGUCGUAAAUGAUGGCAUCAGCAGAGAAGAAACUUCUGAUGCUGGUGCUUCCUUGCAUCCUCAAGAUCCUGUUAAUACUGGUGCAGAGUUUUCUUUCUUGGAAGAUGAAAAAUCCGAGGGGGUGCUAACAUUAGAAAGCGAACUAAUUGAUCAAGCAAAUGAAUUUUCAAAUAACGCAACUCAACUGGAUGCAAUGGAAUGUGAAUUGUCCUCCAGUGAGGAGACGGAGCCUUCAAUAUCUACAGGUGAAGAUGUCGAAACUACUGAAUGUGACCAGAGACUUUCUUUUGCUGAAAUAUCAUCAUCAUCAUCGUCGUGGUCGUCAGUGGCGGUGCAAGUACCGGAGAGACUACUUUCAACAAGAAAGGUUGUUUCUCCAACGUCAGAAGAAAGGCUUUGCCUAGCUAUGAAUUCUUCCAAAUCUUAUUCUGAUUUGAAGCUUCUGGAUUGCAAAGAAGACAUAUGCAAUGAGGACCACACAAAGGUCCCAUCUUUGUGCGAGAAAUCUGAUAAGCUUGAUAAUGUAUCUAAGAUCCCGCAAGUAUCUGUUGCUGUCAAUAAGUUGAAGGUCGUUCUAUGCCCACCGCAGAUCCGUAAGAAAGCAAAACAUGGGAGAACUUCUCCACCAAAAGGAAAUCUGGAAGGUCCUCGUAUGACUCGUGCCCUACCUGGUGUUAACACCGGAUCUACAUCUAUUCAGGGUUGUUCAGAAAGUGCAAUCGCAUUUUCACAGAGGCAGAUGCAGGACAUUGAGGCUCUUGCAAUGAAGCUUAUGGACGAGUUGAAGUCCAUGAAGGAUAUUGUUGAAGAGAAAUUGCUCUUUGAAUCAUACCGCAACCCCUCCUCAAAACACGAUGCAGAAGAGGUAAAAAAUGCCAUCACAAAUGCAUCAAAAACUGAAGAGAUGGCCAAAAAGUGGUUAUCCAUGAUGGGAAGGGACUGCAACCGUUUUUGCAAGAUCAUGAGUUUGAAUCAGAAAGGUGAUACCAGUGCUGCUGCCUGUAAAACAAUUCAGCGAGAUAGGAAGAAGAUUACUUUUGCUGAUGAGACUGGUGGAAUGCUUUGUCAUGUCAAGUUUUUUGAGAAAGGCGUGACUUCGUUACAGCCUAAACAGUGA
Oldenlandia corymbosa var. corymbosa is the source of this 2400-nucleotide messenger RNA. The record is from the annotation of a GenBank genome assembly. Lineage: Eukaryota; Viridiplantae; Streptophyta; Magnoliopsida; Gentianales; Rubiaceae.